This is a messenger RNA of Oryza brachyantha (malo sina), 4033 nucleotides long. RefSeq names its product ABC transporter G family member 45-like. Gene Ontology annotation, cellular component: membrane. Bases 24 to 4025 code for a protein of 1333 amino acids. Lineage: Eukaryota; Viridiplantae; Streptophyta; Magnoliopsida; Poales; Poaceae. The transcript has 22 exons. Gene Ontology annotation, molecular function: ATP hydrolysis activity; ATP binding; ABC-type transporter activity. The record is from RefSeq and is a predicted model, not a curated record.
AGAUCUUGUUUGGUGUAGUGGCCAUGGAUACUGGGGAAGAGGAAGCUCCGGUACUCACUCAUGAAGAUAACCAAGCCUUCUUGCAGCUGCUUAGGGACAACAGGGAAAUGUUGGGGAUGGGAAGCGGGAAGGUGGAGGUGAGGUUCGAGGAGGUGAGCGUGGUGGCGGACGUCCGCGCCGCCGCCCACCGUGCUCUACCAACGUUGCUCAAUACCGCCGUCAAUGCGGCCCAGGACGUAGCAGCAAUCUUACCAGUGUGUACCAAAAGUAAGGGACACAUGAAAAUCAUAGAUGGUGCAAGUGGGACUAUACGAUCAUCAAGGAUGACACUUGUUCUAGGAGCACCUGGUUCAGGGAAAACAACCUUCCUAAGAGCACUGGCAGGAAAAUUAGAUCCUUCCUUGAAGCUCAAAGGGAAGGUGAUGUACAAUGGAGAAGAAUUGGGUUCCUCAACGCCACAUUGCCUUUGUGCAUAUGUUAGCCAGAAUGAUCUUCAUCAUGCAGAGAUGACUGUGAGGGAGACAAUUAACUUUUCUUCACAGUUGUUUGGAACCAACAAUGCAUUUGAGAUGCUGGGAGAAGCAAUACGGCAGCAAAAUGCUAAUGACAAAGCUGAACGGUAUAUUCAAUUGUUUACCAAGGCCACCACAUUUAGAGACAAAACUGACCUUGCAGCAAAUUAUAUUAUCAAGAUACUUGGUCUGUCCGAAUGUGCUGAUACCAUAAUAGGAGACGAUUUGAGAAGAGGAAUAUCGGGUGGGCAGAAAAAGAGAGCAACAAUUGGAGAGAUGUUAGUUAGUUUCUCAAAAUGCUUCUUUAUGGAUGAUAUAUCAACUGGUUUAGAUAGCUCUACAACAUUUGACAUCAUGAAGUUUCUCCAACAAAUGACCCGCUCACUGGAGCUUACAAUGGUUAUUUCCUUGCUGCAACCACCUCCUGAAACAUUUGAAUUAUUUGAUGAUGUAAUCCUUCUAUGUGAGGGGCAAAUUGUUUACCAUGGUCCUAGGGAAAAUGUUACUGAUUUCUUUGGGGGCAUAGGAUUCAAAUGCCCCAGCAGAAAGAACAUAGCAGACUUCCUUCAAGAGGUGACCUCCAACAUGGAUCAAAAACAAUAUUGGGUUGGUAAUGAAAGUGAGUACCAAUAUCAUGCAAUUGAGAAAUUUGUUGAAUCCUUCCACACUUCAUUUCUUCCUCAAAUUCGAGAAGGGAACCUCCAGAAGCAAGAGAGCAACAAGAUCAUAAAAACAAGCAAACAUGUAUCUGUAUGGUCAAUUUUCCAUGCAUGCUUCUCAAGAGAAUUGCUACUGGUAAAGAGAAAUUAUCCACUCCACAUGUUCAAGGCUAUACAGAUCAUCAUUCUUGCUUUUGUGACAUCAACACUUUUCCUCCGAACCGAAGAAAACCAUAAUUCAAUAAAGGGUGCCAACAAGUACAUGGGAGCUCUCUUCCUUGCUAUUGUAGUGCCAAAUUUCAAUGGCAUGACUGAACUAGGAAUGACAAUAAGGAGAAUGCCUACAUUCUACAAGCAAAGGGAGCUACUAGCAUUGCCAGGAUGGGCACUUCUUUCAUCAAUUUAUCUCAUUAAUCUCCCAUUAUCACUUGUAGAGACAAGUCUUUGGUCCUGCUUAACUUACUAUGCCAUUGGUUAUGCACCUUCCCCUAUUAGGUUCUUUCAACAGCUCAUGGUAGUUUUUUCCAUGCAUCAAAUGUCAAUGGGCCUCUAUCGCCUACUUGCAUCCAUAGGAAGAACACAAGUGCUAUCAAACAUGUUAGGGAUUACCGUACUGAUUUCAAUCUACAUUCUUGGAGGUUAUGUCAUAUCAAUAGAUAAACUCCAAACAUGGCUACGCUGGGGACACUGGGCCUCUCCAUUCACAUAUGCUCAGAAUGCUAUAUCCUUGAAUGAGUUCCUGGACAAAAGAUGGGGCAAGGAAUUUCACUAUGAAAAUGCUAAUACCAUUGGAGAAGCUAUCCUAAAGAUCAGGGGGCUUUUCAUAGAGUGGCAAUGGUAUUGGAUAUGCCUCAGCGUUUUAUUUGGAUUCUCUGUGGUCUUCAACAUACUCACCAUAUUUGCUUUGGAGUUCCUGAAUCCUCCAUAUAAACAAAAAGUUAGCAUCAUCAACUCUAAAAAGGUGCAAAUGGACUACAACAAUAAGACCAGUGGAGACAGCAAAGUGUCAACUAAUCAAGUCAAGUUCCCAUUUCAGCCCCUCUCCCUUGCAUUUAGCCAUAUCAAUUAUUUUGUUGACAUGCCAAAGGAGAUGAAAAAAUAUGGAAUACAUGAGAAGAGGCUUCAGCUGUUACGUGAUGUCAGUGGUGCUUUUAGGCCAGGAGUGCUAACAGCACUAAUGGGAAUUACUGGUGCAGGGAAGACAACAUUGCUUGAUGUUCUAGCUGGAAGAAAAACCGGAGGAUAUAUUGAAGGAACGGUUAAAAUAUCUGGUUACCCAAAGAAGCAGAAGACGUUCACACGUGUGUCAGGUUAUUGUGAGCAGACUGACAUUCACUCUCCUAAUCUCACUAUCUAUGAGUCACUGCAAUAUGCAGCAUGGCUUCGCCUCCCUUCACAUGUUAAAAGUUGUGAAAGAGCUAUGUUCAUAAAAGAAGUAAUGGAUCUAGUUGAGCUAACUGGCUUGAUGAACGCAAUGGUGGGUUUGCCUGGGGCGACUGGCUUAUCGGCAGAGCAACGGAAAAGACUUACAAUAGCAGUUGAGCUUCUGGCUGGCCCCUCCAUAAUAUUUAUGGAUGAGCCAACAACUGGCCUGGACGCUCGUGCUGCAGCAAUUGUCAUGAGAACAGUAAGAAGGACAGUAAACACUGGACGUACUGUUGUCUGCACAAUACAUCAGCCAAGUAUCGAGAUAUUUGAAUCUUUUGAUGAGCUUCUACUCAUGAAAAGAGGAGGUCAGCUCAUCUACAGUGGUCCACUAGGUCCACUAUGUAGCAACAUGAUAAAUUAUUUUGAGGCCAUUCCUGGAGUUCCAAGAAUACGUGAGGGGCAGAAUCCAGCAGCAUGGGUACUAGACAUUAGUUCUCAAGCUACUGAAUACAGGAUUGGGCUAGACUAUGCACGGAUCUAUCGUGACUCUUCACUAUACAAGGAAAACAUGCUACUAGUUGAUGAACUGAGCAAACCAGAACUAAACAAAGAGGAUAUACACUUCCCUCCUGGAUACUGGCCAAACUUCAAAGAGCAAUGUUUGGCUUGCUUAUGGAAGCAGCAUUGCUCAUACUGGAAAAACCCAGAACACAAUUUAGUCCGCAUUAUAAAUACCUUCUGCAUUUCAAUAAUAUUUGGCUUUGUGUUCUGGAAAAUUGGCUCGACAAUCAACAAGGAGCAGGACAUACUCAACAUACUAGGAGUUGCAUAUGGGUCAGCGCUGUUUCUGGGUUACGUGAAUUCCUGUAUGCUUCAGCCAAUAGUGGCAAUGGAGAGAGCGAUCUUAUACAGAGAAACUGCAUCUAGCAUGUACUCUACCACAGCUUAUGCCGUUGCUCAGAUAGCAAUUGAAAUCCCUUACGUGCUUGCCCAAGUGGCCAUCUACUCGUCAAUAGUCUACCCCAUGAUCGGGUUCCAACUCACAGCUACAAAGUUCUUUUGGUUCACCCUCUUCAUGUUGCUAAGCUUCCUGUACUACACGGUCUUUUCCAUGGUAACAGUGGCGAUGGCACCCAAUGUUGAGAUAGCUGCAGCUCUGUCCUUCUUCAUCUUCAUCUUAUGGAACAUCUUCUCAGGCUUCAUGAUCUUAAAGGAGAUGAUACCGGCGUGGUGGAGGUGGAUGUACUGGGCGGACCCGGCGGCGUGGACGGUGUACGGGCUGACGUUCUCGCAGCUGGGGGAUCGGGGGGAGGUCGUCCGCGUGCCGGGGCAGGCGGACGUGACGGUGGGGGAGUACCUGGAGGGCUUCCUGGGCCUCCGCGACGGCCACCUCCCGCUCAUGGCGCUGCUCCACCUGGCGGCCGCCGCCGUCUUCGCCGCGCUCUUCUGCCUCCUCAUCAGCCAUCUCAGGUUCCAGCGGAGGUAGCGCCGCCG